CCUGAUCAUCUGACUCGACGCACUCAAAUCGAAAGUAAAAUAUACAAGUGAAAGUAAAGUUGAUCCGGGGACAUUUUACGAACACGAGCGAAACAUUUAUAUUUAUUCCGAUUUAUGGCUAAAGGACAUGAUUGAUUUGAUUUAAUGUUAGAUUUGAAGAUGCGCGGAUCGAGCUGUGUUUUGAUGUCAGUGCUGCUGAUGAUCGCCGAUGGUUUGAUUGUAAAAGGUCCCUCUGGUCCUCUGGUUGCUCCUCUGGGAUCCUCCGUGGUUUUGCCCUGUUCUGUUCAUGAACUUUUAUCAGUGAAGGAUCUGGAGGUGGAAUGGAGAAGAACAGACUCUGAGACUUUAGUUCAUCUGUAUCAGGACGGUGAGAGUCGAACAGAAUCCCAGCAGCAGGAUUAUCAGGAUAGAGCUCAUUUCUUCACUGAUCAGAUUCAACAUGGAAACUUCUCCCUCCGUCUGGAUGAUCUGAGAGCUGAAGAUGAGGGACAGUAUAAAUGUAAAGUUUACAUACAGCAAGAGUCUGGUGAGACUGUGGUUCAAAUAAAAGUUAAUGCUGAGCGUUUGAGAGUAUCAGGAACGAGUCGCUCCAUAUCUGCAUCUGUGGGUGAAGACGUCACUUUGAACUGCUCUGUAGACUCUCACAUCCCACCUGGAGACUUUGAAGAGGUUACAUGGACGAAAACAGAUGAAGAUAUUCAGGUUCUGCUCUACCAAGACAAUGAGGCACAUUCAUCAAAUGAGCGAUACAGAGACAGAGUUGAGCUCUUCCCUUCUGAAAUCCCCAAAGGAAACUUCUCUCUCAGACUGAAGAGCGUCAGAACUGAGGAUAAAGGAGUUUACAUGUGUCAAGUGUUUGCCGGAGGACUCUCAGCCAAUGCAACUGUAGUACUGGACCAACUAGGUUUCUCAGUUGUACACAUAAUGAUGCUGAUUCUCUGUAUUUCUGCAUCUGGAUCUGGACUGCUGCUCUUCUGCCUGAUCUACUGCAGAUCUCCCACUAAAG
Messenger RNA from Carassius auratus (goldfish), 1006 nucleotides. Its product is annotated as CD276 antigen-like. The record is from RefSeq and is a predicted model, not a curated record. The transcript is spliced from 4 exons. The annotation marks the transcript as partial. Gene Ontology annotation, biological process: T cell costimulation; immune response; negative regulation of T cell proliferation. Gene Ontology annotation, cellular component: external side of plasma membrane. Lineage: Eukaryota; Metazoa; Chordata; Actinopteri; Cypriniformes; Cyprinidae.